AUGGAUUGGGAUGAGCCCAUCUCGGAAGAACUGCUGGAGAAGUGGACGAACAGCUCCGAUUUGAAAGAUGUCGAGGCCCAUUUAUUCGUGGAUGCGAGCGAAGUGGCUUGUGCGGCUGUUCUGUACCUUCGGUACGGGAAUAACGGUAACCCCAAGUGUGCCCUGGUAGCAGCGAAAAUGAAAGUUGCUCCACUGAAACCACUUUCCGUACCUCGCCUGGAGCUUCAAGCAGCGAUGCUCGGAACAAGAUUGAUGGACUCUGUGUUGCGAUCCCUGGAUAUCCGAGUAACCGAGCGUUUUGUUUGGACAGACUCGUCUACUGUGCUCAGCUGGUUACGGUCUGAUAGCCGACGCUACCAUCAAUUUGUGGCUUUCCGUGUGGGGGAGAUCCUCACUUCAACUAGUUUGGAUGAGUGGCACUACGUGCCAUCCAAAUUAAACAAUGCCAACACUGCCACGAAAUGGAAAGGCGGACCUAGCUUCGAUCCGACGAACACUUGGUUCACCGCACCGGAAUUCCUACGUGAGGCGCGAGAUCAGUGGCCGUUACAACCUGCGCUGAAUAGAACAGAAACAGAAGCUGAACUACGAUCCGUAUUUCUGUUUCAUGGUACCGUAUCUGAACCACUGCUGGACGUUUCCAGAUUCUCCAACUGGUAUCGCUUACUUAGGGCAGCGGCGUAUGUACUUCGGGCAGUGCAAAGAUUCAAGGGUAAAAAGGCCUUACAAACGGCCUUCCUAGUGAAAAAAGAGCUUGUGGAAGCAGAAAUCUUGAUAUGGCGACAGGUACAAGCUGAAUCGUAUCCAGACGAGUGCGCAAUUCUACGGCGUAACUUAACAGAACCUUCAAAAUCAAUAACGAUCCCUAAGUCCAGUCCUCUGUAUCGGCUAUCAGCCUUCAUAGAUGAGUCCGGCGUUGUCCGGAUGAACAGCAGAAUCGCUGCACAGCCAACUGUGUCCUACGAUACGAAGUAUCCGAUUCUGCUACCCAGAAAGCAUCAUGCUGUUUACCUUCUGACGGAAAGCUAUCAUCGACGAUAUCAGCAUGGGAAUGGAGAAACCGUAUGUAAUGAGAUGCGUCAACGGUUCCAUGUGCCAGGACUACGAGUUCUGAUCCGCCGGGUAUCAAAGCAGUGUUUAACCUGUCGUGUUAAGAAAGCUGUACCUCAUCCUCCUAUGAUGGCUGCUCUACCGGAAACUCGUGUAACAGGAAUGAUCAGACCAUUUACGCACACUGGGGUUGAUUAUUUCGGACCGAUGCUGGUUAAACAAGGAAGAUGCUUGGUCAAACGGUGGGUAGCGUUAUUCACAUGCCUCACGGUGCGCGCUGUACACCUGGAGAUAGUUCACAGUCUCUCUACCCAGUCAUGCAUCCAGGACAUCCAUGAGGACUGUGCGGUAACAUUCACCAACACCAAUACAAGCUGGAUUUUCAACCCGCCGUUGGCGCUACAUAUGGGUAUUCAUGGUGCAUGGUGCGUUCCAUCAAGGCGGCUAUGUUCGAUAUUGCUGGACAUCCUCACCGUCCUAGCGAUGAAGUCUUCGAGACAGUAG
Messenger RNA from Armigeres subalbatus, 1554 nucleotides. RefSeq lists its product as uncharacterized. Gene Ontology annotation, molecular function: nucleic acid binding. Lineage: Eukaryota; Metazoa; Arthropoda; Insecta; Diptera; Culicidae. The record is from RefSeq and is a predicted model, not a curated record. The transcript is spliced from 3 exons. The coding region runs from base 1 to 1554 and encodes 517 amino acids.